Messenger RNA from Diachasma alloeum, 1343 nucleotides. It is a transcript of the gene eIF3h, whose product is annotated as eukaryotic translation initiation factor 3 subunit H. Gene Ontology annotation, molecular function: metallopeptidase activity; protein binding; translation initiation factor activity. Bases 210 to 1220 code for a protein of 336 amino acids. Gene Ontology annotation, cellular component: cytoplasm; cytosol; eukaryotic 43S preinitiation complex. Lineage: Eukaryota; Metazoa; Arthropoda; Insecta; Hymenoptera; Braconidae. The record is from RefSeq and is a predicted model, not a curated record. The transcript is spliced from 2 exons.
GCCUGUCUCGAUCAUACCUUAGUUCAGCCUCCUUCCUUCUAUUCUUCAUGCUUUUAACCACGUUUGCCUACUCGUACAACAUCCCUUUCGCUUGCACGCGUGUAACUCGCGUUUUUCAUUAUAAUAACUAAUAAUAACUAUAAAUAUAAUAGAAACAUCGACGAAAGUUUCAUCAUUCGAAAAAGGCCUAAGAAGUUGUACACCCAACUAUGUCGUCGAGGAAUCCAAUGAGAAGAAUAACUGAGUUGGAGUCGAGAAUAGACUACGUCCAGUGCGAUGGGCUAGCAGCUAUGAAAAUCAUCAAACAUUGUCAUGAGGAAUCGACAAGUAAUAUGGAAGUAGCUCAGGGUGCUCUUCUCGGGCUGGUUGUUCAAAAUCGUCUGGAGAUCACUAACUGUUUCCCAUUUCCGAAGAACGAUGAGAUCAUGGAGGAGGAAGAGUAUCAGCUGGCGGUUAUGCGUCGUCUUCGAAGAGUCAACGUUGAUCAUUUUCAUGUUGGUUGGUACCAGAGUGCAGAUGUGGGUAAUUUCUUGAGUGUCAGCCUCCUAGAGUCCCAAUACCAUUAUCAGACAUCGAUUGAAGAGUCUGUGGUUGUGAUUUACGAUACAGCCAAGUCCGGUAGAGGUUUUCUGACAAUCAAGGCCUACCGUCUGACACCCCAGGCUAUUCAGAUGUAUCGAGAAGGUGAAUUUACUCCCGAGGCCCUGCGUACUCUUAAAAUUGGCUACGAGAAUCUCUUUAUUGAGAUUCCCAUUGUCGUCAGGAACAGCAAUUUGACAAAUAUAAUGAUUUCGGAAUUGGAGGAGAUGAUCCCAGAAGAACAGGGGACUAAGUAUCUGGAUCUGGGGACUGCAUCCGUUCUUGAAGGACAAUUGAGAUGCAUGAUGGAUCGUGUUGAUGAACUCAAUCAAGAAGCCAUUAAAUUUAAUAGGUAUCAACAUCUUGUUAUUCGUCAACAACAGGACAAGAAUCGUCUUCUUCAAAAGAGAGCCCAAGAAAAUGCGGCCAGAGCUGCUAAGGACGAACCUCCACUGCCUGAUGAUGACAUCAACAAGCUCCUGCGACCACUUCCCGUCCCACCCAGGCUCAAUCCCAUGAUCGUCGCAGGACAGAUUAGCACUUACAGUCAGCAUAUUUCACAGUUCUGCGCUCAGAGUCUCGCGAAAUUGUAUAUUACGCAGAGCUUACAGAUUGCCAAGGAAGCUAAAUCCACUAAUUGAUGGAAACGCUAUGAUCGAAAAUCAUUCACAAACUCUGAAGUGAGUUCAAGCAUGAGUUAAACAAUUUAAAUUUGUAUUUCGAGAUAAUAUUGAAUAAAACAGUGAAAGAAAUUGAAACAAUUA